CAGCAGUAUAGUACCUACCUCUACCUACGAUCCCGUAUAAUAUUAUAUUUUUUAUAUUUUAAUACAUCAGUAAUAAUCGUAACUGCAUAAUAGUAGUCGCACGACAGUAACAAUAAUAAUAAUAAUAAUAACAAAAAUAAAUAAUAAUAUUGCAUUGUAUCGCUUGACUUGAGCUGCACCACCUCGCCGACCGACAGAGAAGUAUCGUGCUUCGUUUAUUAUAAGUAUUGUUUUAUAACAUAGGUAUCUAUUCUAACAGCGUUAAUUAAUAUUGUAAAAUCAUAUAAUUCGGUAUACUUAUAACAAGUCAACAAUAAGCAUCUAUUUUAGAGGUUUUAUUGUUAUUCACACCGCGAAUAUAAGUAUCUAGCCUAUAUAGUUAUCGAGGGCACCUAUCUACAAUACAUAAUAAUAUCAUACUCACCUAUUUAAUGUAAAAAUAAAAUAAAAAUAAUUUAACAGCAAAAAUAGAUACCUAUACAUAAUACAUAUGUAUGUACAUUGCACAUGGUGACCUAGCUCGGGAAAAUAUAAUAAUAUAUUACAUAAUAUAGUCACGUGCGGCUUUCGUCUUAAUAUACCUAAUUUAUGUACCUAUACAUUGUACAAUAUUAUUGUUACUGUCGUCGAUUUAAUAUAUUACCGCGGUCUGCACACUCGUGCGAAUAAUAUUUUGUGGUCUGACAAAACAAAGUCAUAGAAAACAGUACAUUAAACAUUAUAAUAUUGUUAUACUCUACAACAGUAACUAUAUAUAGCAGUCAUGUGGCGUAUGGAAAAUGCUUAUUUAUUGUCAGCUUUCAAGACUAUAUCCUUUAUAUAUGACGUCAUAACAUAUCCUGUGUAUUUAAUAUUACAACAGCCAUGGAAUAAGAAGCAUAAGUCCAAGCAAAUAAAAUCUGAUAUUACCAAAUUUGACGAUCACACAAUUAUCAUUAAAACCUUAAGUAAACCCACAUCGAAUCAUCUUACUCUAGUCAAAGAUAAGAUAGAUACACUACAAAAAGUAUUUCAGCAUGCUGUAAAUAAAUAUGCUGAUUCAUAUUGCCUUGGAACUAGAGAUGUACUUGCUGAAGAAGACGAAGUGCAGCAAAAUGGAAGGAUUUUCAAAAAAUAUGUCAUGGGAGAUUAUAGAUGGAUGACAUUUACAGAAGUAGACAAGGCAUCUGAUGAUUUUGGAAAUGCUUUAGUAUCUCUAGGUCAAAAGCCUAAAGAUAAUAUAGCAAUAUUUGCUGAAACAAGGGCAGAAUGGAUGAUAUCUGUUCAAGCUUGUUUCAAACAAAAUAUACCUGUUGUAACAUUAUAUGCGACCCUUGGAGAAGAUGCAAUAGCACAUGGUAUAAACGAAACUGAGGUGACUAUUGUUAUUACUUCACAUGAUCUGUUACCAAAAUUUAAAAAAAUUUUACAACUCACUCCCCGAGUUAAAACUUUAAUCUACAUGGAAGAUCAAUUAGCAAAGACAAACACCAGUGGCUAUAAAGACGAAGUUGAAAUAAUAUCAUUUAAAUCUAUUUUGAAAAGGGGGUCAGAAUACACAGUUACAGAAAACCAUUUACCAAUAAAGAGUGAUAUAGCAAUUGUUAUGUACACUAGUGGAUCAACAGGCACACCUAAAGGUGUCAAUCUAUCACACACUAAUCUUAUAUCAACGCUCAAAGCUUUUACUGAUGCUAUUAAUAUAGAUUACAAGAGAGAUGUAUUUAUGGGAUAUUUGCCAUUGGCACAUGUUUUUGAAUUGCUUGGAGAACUUGCUUGUUUAUUAUGCGGAAUUAGAAUUGGAUAUUCCACACCAUUAACUAUGAUUGAUACAUCUAGUAAAAUCAAACGUGGUACAAAAGGCGAUGCAGCUGUAUUAAGACCAACCCUCAUGACUGCAGUUCCUCUCAUAUUAGAUCGUAUCUACAAAGGCAUUAAUGAAAAAGUUUCUAGUGGGACGACAUUACAAAAAACGUUAUUCAAAUUUGCAUUUGAAUAUAAAAGAAAAUGGAUGGAACGUGGAUUUCAAACUCCACUAAUUAAUAUGUUAGUAUUUAAAAAAACAACCGCAUUAUUGGGAGGUCGUAUACGUUUCAUUCUGUGUGGAGGAGCUCCUCUGUCACCAGAAACUCAUACUCUUAUCAAAAUUUGCCUAUGUGAAAACGUUCAACAAGGUUAUGGACUAACUGAGACUAGUUCAUGUGGAUCUGCAAUGAGCCGAGAUGAUAUGUCAACGGGUCGAGUAGGAGCUCCACUAACGGUUAAUGAUUUUAUGUUAGUCAGUUGGGAUGAAGGUAGCUAUAGGAUAACAGAUAAACCAUACCCAAGAGGCGAGCUUAUUAUAGGAGGAGACAACAUAUCACCUGGGUAUUAUAAAAAUCCUGAAAAAACUAAAGAAGAAUUUUUUGAAAAAGAUGGCAAGUGGUGGUUUAAAACUGGUGACAUUGGUCAGUUGGAAACCGAUGGUGCCAUUAAAAUAAUUGAUCGUAAAAAAGAUUUGGUAAAAUUGCAAGGUGGCGAAUAUGUGUCUCUUGGUAAGGUUGAAUCACAACUCAAAACCUGUCCAGUUGUUGAUAAUAUAUGUAUUUAUGGAAAUCCAUUUCAUAUGUAUACAAUCGCAUUGGUUGUUCCCAACAGACAUCACUUGAUAGAUAUGGCUAAAAAAUUGAAUAUUGAAAAUGUAAAUGAAAUUAGUAUUGAAGAGUUGUUUUCAAAUAAGAAAUUGGAGAAAGCAGUUGUUGAUGAGUUGGCUGCCCAUGGUAGAAAAAAUAAACUUGAAAGGUUUGAAAUACCUACAGCAAUUAUAAUAUGUAAUGAUGUAUGGACACCAGACAAUAAUCUAGUGACAGCUGCUUUCAAAAUCAAACGAAGAGAAAUAUAUGAUAAAUAUAAAGUUCAAAUUGAUAAUUUGUAUCAAUUUUGAUAACAUUUAUUAUUGGAAAAAAAAGGAAGACCAAAAUAACUAAAUUUUAUAUUACUCUUAGAGUAUAUUUAUUUUACCAAAAGCAAUUAAUUAAUUUUAUAUUAAUAGUAUUUUAGGAUGUAUACAUUAAUAAAUAUGUUGUUAUUAAUUCUUGCAAAUUUAA
Molecule: messenger RNA, 3065 nt
Organism: Metopolophium dirhodum (rose-grain aphid)
Lineage: Eukaryota; Metazoa; Arthropoda; Insecta; Hemiptera; Aphididae
Gene: Acsl
Product: fatty acid CoA ligase Acsl3
Exons: 13
Coding region: 764-2902 (712 amino acids)
Biological process (GO): neuron differentiation; long-chain fatty acid metabolic process; long-chain fatty-acyl-CoA metabolic process
Cellular component (GO): endoplasmic reticulum; plasma membrane; lipid droplet
Molecular function (GO): palmitoyl-CoA ligase activity
Source: RefSeq, a predicted model, not a curated record